Molecule: messenger RNA, 268 nt
Organism: Symbiodinium natans
Lineage: Eukaryota; Dinophyceae; Suessiales; Symbiodiniaceae
Source: the annotation of a GenBank genome assembly
AUGGUCUCCGUGGCUGUCUUCUUGGCAGGGACCAUGGUGUUCUUCGCCUGGAUCGCGGUGACAGUCUUCAAAGACCUCGACCAUGGGAACGAGGGCUUUACGUCCCUCAAAGAAUCGAUGAACUCGAUGUUCAUCGCUGGAGUGUCAGACGAGUUUGUCAGCGUGUUUCUCAAGUCCUACACGGCCUAUCGCUACGUGGGCAUUUUGUGGCUGAUCUUCCUCGUGAUCGCCCAUGUGCUGCUCCUCAGUUUAGUUCUCGACACGCUCU